Molecule: messenger RNA, 3266 nt
Organism: Labrus mixtus (cuckoo wrasse)
Lineage: Eukaryota; Metazoa; Chordata; Actinopteri; Labriformes; Labridae
Product: beta-1,3-galactosyl-O-glycosyl-glycoprotein beta-1,6-N-acetylglucosaminyltransferase-like
Exons: 5
Coding region: 84-1364 (426 amino acids)
Cellular component (GO): membrane
Molecular function (GO): beta-1,3-galactosyl-O-glycosyl-glycoprotein beta-1,6-N-acetylglucosaminyltransferase activity
Source: RefSeq, a predicted model, not a curated record
GCUUAUCGUUGCAUGUUUAUUACAAUGAUUCAGGUAGUCUUUGAUAGCAGAGCAGAUAAAAAGAGACUUCACAAACAAUAAGGAUGCUGCGACAAAGACGGCUGUUUCUGAAGCUCAGCUUGGUCCUGGGAUCGCUGUGGAUAUAUGUGCUGCUUCAUCGCCCAAAAGCAGCCUGGGAUCCUACCUACAUGCUCAGGUACAGCUGGCUGGAAUACACAGACGAUGACGGCGGCCCGGUGAAAGUGUGCAACUGUUCGGAAAUCCUGCGUGGAGAGAGGGAGGCUCUAGAGCAGGCCAAACUUCUGACCAUCACCAAAGACUUCCACAAGAAUGUGCAGAUCCCUGAUGAGUAUUAUAUCAAUGCCACCCAGGACUGCAGGAAUUUCAAGCGAAGCAGAAAAUACCUGACAUUCCCAUUGAGCCAGGAAGAAGAAGACUUCCCUCUGGCCUACUCGAUAGUUGUGCAUCAUAAGGUGCAGAACUUUGAGCGACUGCUGCGAGCCAUCUAUGCACCUCAACAUUUCUACUGCAUCCACGUGGACAAAAAAUCUGACGCCUCGGUGCUCUCUGCCAUCACGGGCAUCGUCUCCUGUUUCCCGAACGUCUUCCUGGUCAACCGGACCGAAAGCGUGGUCUACGCUGCAUGGCCGCGCGUCCAGGCUGACCUCAACUGCAUGGGGGAUCUCUAUAAAAUCAGCACCAAAUGGAAAUACUUCAUCAACCUCUGCGGCCAGGAUUUCCCUCUAAAAACCAACUUGGAGAUCGUGAGGAUGCUGCGUUCACUAAAUGGCGGGAACAGCUUGGAGUCGGAAAGAAUGGUUGACGCUAAGAGGUGGAGGUUUUCUUAUGUCCACAAUAUAACUAACGGAAGCAUCCAGUUUACAGGAGUUUUAAAGGAGCCGCCUCCAUUCAACAUCCCCAUUCUGUCAGGAAACGCCUACAUAGUGGUGAACCGAGGCUUCAUCCGCAGCGUCCUGGAGGACAAACGAGUGCUGGCCCUUAUGGAGUGGUCCAAAGACACCAACAGUCCCGACGAGUUUCUCUGGGCGACCAUCCAAAGGCUCCACGGCGUUCCUGGAUCGACGUGGCCCAACCCGAAAUACGACAUGACAGACAUGAACGCGAUCGCCCGGGUGGUGAAGUGGAUGUGGCACGAGGGGGAAGAAGGGUCGGAGCAGGCCGUGUACCCGGAGUGUCAGGGCGACCACGUGAGGGCGAUAUGUGUGUACGGGGCUGGAGACGUGCAGUGGCUGAUUGAGCAGCAUCACCUCUUUGGCAACAAGUUCGACACAGAGAGAGAUCCCAUCGCUGUCUUCUGCUUGGAGAAGUAUCUGAGACAAAAGGCCCUGGCGGAGUUACGUUAGUCGACUUAGAAAAAACAACAAAACCACUGGAGAGAAGACUAGUUCAUUCUCUACAGACGUUUCCACCAGGUCAGGGUCAGACUACUGGAAGUGCCUUUGAUUGUUUCUGCAGAAUAUAUACAAAGUGGGUGGUACGUCUGACAGCGAGGAGGAGGCGGACUUUGUGACAGAAUACUACAUACAGGACGAGAUCAGCAAAGAGAGGAGGCGGACCAUUUUAUCCACAGGAACUGCUAAGAUCAACACAAAAUGAAAGUUCCUCACAGGUGUUUUUACAUUUUCCAAAAAAGGCCAGAGGGAAAAAAGUCUUCUUGAAGAUUUCAUGCCUCCAUUUGAUGCACGAUACAUUUUUUUGGAUAUGCAAAAGCGAGCAAACAGCAACACCUCUGAGUAUUUAUUCUCCAGGAAAACACUGGAGAUUUCAAAACAAGAAAUGUGAACGUGACAAGUCAUCACUGGAGCAGUUGCAGAGCUGCCUGCUCUCAGUAUGUAUGUAUGUGCUCCGAGCCAAUCAGAUCAGGCUGCCGGCUAUUUCCCCAUGCAAAAGGACUAGAAGCAUGUCAUCAGCAUGACUCACAGAUUCCCUCAAUUCUUUUAAAUCCCUUCUUAAAACGUGCUUUUACAGACUUGCUUUUAUGUGAUGUCGUCUUCUUAAAGUCUUUUCUUUCUGGUUUUACUAUUUUUAUCUUCUUUUACUUCUUACUGUCCUUUUAUUAAUCCUCUUAUCUUAACUCCUCUUAUGUUUUAACUUGAUAAUUUCUUAUCUUACUUUGUCUAUUUAUGUUUUAUAUUUAUAUUUACUUUUUAUUUUUAUUAAUAUUAUAGUUUUUUUUGAUCCUUUAACCACUUGUUUCUAUUUCUUUUACUGCUCUUACCUUCUUAUUGCUGUUAUCUUUUGAUUUUCUUUUAGCUCUUUUAGUUUCUUUUUAAAUCUUUGCUCCUCUUGGUCUCAGCUCGUGUUGUUGGGUUCUUGUUUUGUCUGGGUUCUUAUGAUGGUUCUUAUGAUGGUUCUUGUCUGUUGGGUAUCGUGCACUAUGGGUUCUUUUCUGUUGAAUUGUAUUUAAUUAUUUUUAGUAUUUUGCAUUUGUUAUGUUCUUGCUGUUGUUUAUGUUCUUCUGUGUUUGGGUUAGUUUGUUUUUGUUUUUGCUGUUUGUCAAAGAACUUUGUAAACCUGUGUUUUUAAAAGGUGCUAUACAAAUAAAGUUAUUAUUAAUAUUAUUAUUAUUAUUAUUAUUAUUAUUAUUAUUAUUAUUAUCUGUUAUAAGUGGCUAUUUUGUAUUCUUGUUAACAUUAAAGAGUGUUUUUUUUUUUACUGAUCUGUAUAAAAAAAAUGAAGUGUUAUAUAUAAAAAAGUAGAUUGGCACAUCCAAAAAAGUCUGGACUCUCCAGUCCACAAUCCCCCUGGGUGAUGCAGCGACACUGACUCCUGUCCUUCUAUAUUUAUGUACUUUUUAAUUCUUCUGAAACUCUAGGACAGAGUCCAAGACAAUUUUCCCUUCGGGAACAAAGAAGUACAUCUUGUCUUAUCUUAGAUUAGUGUUAUCAGAUAUAUCAUUAUGCAACGUCCAACGUGUGCAUUGUUUGUGUGAACAGACUUUUUCGAAAUGUUAUCAUUCCAUGAAAGUUGCAAAUCAACCAAAUCAAUUUUAGAAACUGAAUGCUGCGACAGGCCCAGACUGUGAGGAAAUAUUUAUGAAUGUGAAGAUAUGGUUGGUUGGAAAAGUUGAAGUAGUAGCAUGAAGUACUAAAUAAUUAAAUAUGGAUUGAAAGAGCUGCAGCUCACUACAACACCUUCAUUAAGCGUCUGGAGAAGUGGUUCUCAGCCUUUUUAGACUUAAAGUCUUUAUAUGUGAUUUUUAACACUUAAAUAUAAUAUAAAUCAAGUAUAUCCUCUGAAAAUAA